CACGGGCGUCCCUUACACUCUUCUAUAAAACUACACUACCUCGAAACCCUAGAGUGCACACUCCGAUCCUGCAGCCCUCUAGUAACACUAGCUAGCUAGCAGCCGCCGCCAUGGAGGCCAGCGGCAAGAAGCUCCGGCCGUUCCUCCUCACCCUGCUGCUGGUGCUCUCCACCGCCGUGACGCCCAUCCUCUCGCUGCCAGAGCCAGACAACGAGGUAGACUGCGACUGCGACAAGCCCAAGGCGCCCAAGCCGUCGCACUCGCACCCGCCCAAGACCAAGCCCUCCCACCCAUCGCCGUCGCCGUCGCCGAAGCCCAAGAACCCCAAGCCACCCAAAGGCCCCGCGUACCCGGCGCCGGGGCACCAGCAACCGCCCAAGAGCCCCUCCUACCCGCCGGUCACGCGUCCGCCAGUCGUCGGCCCGCCCAAGGGCCCCGUCACGCGCCCGCCGGUCACGCGUCCGCCGGUCGUCGGACCACCGGUGACCUACCCGCCGAUCAUCGGCCCACCGGUCACGCGUCCGCCGGUCGUCGGGCCACCGGUGACCUACCCGCCGAUUACCGGCCCUCCGACGACGCCGCCGGUCGUCGGCCCACCGGUCACCUACCCGCCGAUCACCGGCCCUCCGUCAACCACGCCUCCGAUCACCGGCCCGCCGUCGACGACGCCCCCAGUCACCGGUCCGCCCGUGACCUACCCGCCCGGCGGAGGCGGCGGCAGCUCGACGCCGUGCCCGCCGCCGCCACCGCCAUCUACCCCGACCCCGACGCCGUCGUCGCCGACGUGCCCGGCGGACUCGCUGAAGCUGGGCGCGUGCGUAGACCUGCUGGGCGGGCUGGUGCACAUCGGCCUGGGCGACCCGGUGGUGAACAAGUGCUGCCCGGUGCUGGAGGGGCUGGUGGAGCUGGAGGCGGCCGUGUGCCUGUGCACCACCAUCAAGCUCAAGCUCCUCAACAUCAACCUCUACCUGCCCCUGGCGCUCCAGCUCCUCCUCACCUGCGGCAAGACGCCGCCGCCGGGCUACACCUGUACCAUCUGAUCUCGAUUUGGCUAGCAACCCCCAUGCAUGUGCAUCCAUGAACAUGGGUUCUGGAGUGAGCUAGCAUUCUUUGUUCGGUAGAGAUUGAAGAGAGAUCGACAUGAGAGGAUGUCGUCUGCUUCGUUCCUAGCUAGCUGAAGGGCUCCGAUCCGGCAGAGGAAAGAGGACCUGCAGGUCGAUCAGCUAAUUGACGAUGGAUCGACCAUUUCCCAUGUUUAUUGUUUGUCUCUGUUGUGGUUUCUACUUUCUAGAUGUGUUUUCAGUUUGGUCUCUCGGUCGAUUCGCAGCUUGAUGUUUUGGUUAAGCUUGAUUUGAUGCAAGAGGGGGUGAUGGUUGAUUGUUAAUAAUUCCCGUUAUUUGCCAUGAAAAGGCAUGAACUCGGUCAUGAUUGAGAGCUGGAAGAAACAUUGUUGUUGCAUGCAAUGCAUGCAUGUCUUUGAUCA
This is a messenger RNA of Sorghum bicolor (sorghum), 1483 nucleotides long. RefSeq names its product 36.4 kDa proline-rich protein. NCBI's taxonomy places the organism in Eukaryota, Viridiplantae, Streptophyta, Magnoliopsida, Poales, Poaceae. The coding region runs from base 111 to 1040 and encodes 309 amino acids. The transcript has 2 exons. The record is from RefSeq and is a predicted model, not a curated record.